AUGGCUACAAAAGAUCAUGUCGCUGGCUAUACAAAGUAUUUUGGGAAGAGAUUUGCAAACUUAUCCCCAGAAGCAACAACAGAGGAGCAGAUAAAAGAUGUGUACAAAGAAUGGGCGAGCAAGUUUGAUGAGGAAAACUCUAACGCACGGAUUGUCUGCCACAAGCCCCAAGCUGAAUGCUUAGACUCUGCCAUUAAGAAAUACCUGGACAAACCGAAAGAGGAAAUUAAAAUCAUUGAUUGUGGAGCUGGCACGGGCUGGGCUGGUGUCGAGCUCAACAAACUUGGGUACACCAACCUGUGUGCUCUGGACAUUUCACAAGAAAUGUUGGAUGAGGCGAAGAAGAAAAAAAUCUACCAAAAAUUUAUCUGCGCCCCUCUAAAUGACCAGCAAAGUCCUGAGGUUAAAACCGGAGAGUACGACGCCAUGAUUUGCAUUGGUACGCUGGCUUCUGCGCAUGUCAAACCUGCAGCUUUGGUUGAAAUGAUUCGGAUGAUCAGGACUGGUGGUCUGGUGAGUUUUAACAUUCGGUAUGGUGAGCUAGAAAUCUACCAACCAAAAAUGGAAGAGCUGGAGAAAGCACGCAGCUGGGAAAAAGUAUCCAAAGAUACAGUGCCUCAGUUUGAUGUAGAUGACAUGCCUCCGACUUCUACUUUCUUUGUUUACAAAGUCUUGAAAUGUUAGUGCUACCACUAACAAGACCACAACGAGGAUGAAGUAGAUGAAUCAAAUCUUUUGAGAAUAAAACACAGGUUUUUUUUCUGGAAA
Molecule: messenger RNA, 768 nt
Organism: Pocillopora damicornis (cauliflower coral)
Lineage: Eukaryota; Metazoa; Cnidaria; Anthozoa; Scleractinia; Pocilloporidae
Product: methyltransferase-like protein 27
Source: RefSeq, a predicted model, not a curated record